AGUAAGGAACGAGGAACUACCAGGGUAGGGGACAAAUAGUUCGGAGCUUAGCAAGAGAUAAGGUGCCGUGUUGUCAGGUGUUGCUACUGUUUUGUACAUUGCCGAGAUAACCCCACAGUGAGCACACCCAGCCACUCACAAGCCAUCCACAGAAGAUAUCAUCUACAGGUUCUCUAAACACUCUGUCACACUCACGACAGUCACCGGUUACCUCGGCACACAUAUGCCGCAAGAUUAUUAAUAUGGUCAUUCUAAUUUCAAACCAUAAUGAGAUAUAAAACCGAGCUGAUUCAUGUUCUAAGGUCUAGCUAUUUUUCUUUAAUUUGAUACCUUUUUUUUUGGGGGGGGUUGUUUGUUUCUUCCUGUCGUUCUUUCGUCUUUUCUUGUUUUGUUCUUUUAUUUUUUGGAAUUGAUGUAAUGUUUAGACUUAUUUACAUGCUUACAAAGAUAGAUAAGUUAACCAGCUAUCAGUGUGCUAUUUAUAGCAGUCUACUAUUCAAGUAGCAAAGGUCAAGUGUUCUCUACGAGGUUCUAAUCUAUUCCUCACUGUGUCGCUGUUGCCACCUUCAAAACACACUUGCCUUCUGGUGUUACCUAAAGAUUAUUCAAUAUGGCUGAGCCACACGAAAGAGAGUGUGCUGUGUGUACGAAUGACUUCACCACACCAAAGAUUUUACCCUGUGGUCGUAGCGAGAAACACUCUGAGUGAAAAAAGUUCUCACUCUUUAGUGUGAAAUACUCAGGUAGACCGUCAAGUCAGGCAGAUUAAAGCCUCUCCACACCUAGCAAUUGUUUAUCUAAAGGAGCAGACUGGCAUUUUAUCAUGGAGGUAGCUCAACCACACGAGCGAGAGUGUGCCGUGUGCACUAAUGACUUCACCACACCAAAGAUUCUACCCUGUGGUCAUCUCCUGUGUCGACAAUGUGUCAUUACCUGGAUGGACUCUAAAUCUGACGCUGGUUGUCCUCUGUGUACCUGUCAUAUAGUAGAGCAUCAAGGUAAUUCAGGUCAAAGUUCAGCUGAUGUUGUCGACGCCCUGCCUACAGACUCUGUGAUGGAAGCGAUAGUAGAAAGUUCUCGCGUGUUGAUGAACGAUGACAUGUGCACUGUAUGUGAUGACGUCAGAGCUGAAUACAUCUGUAUGCAGUGUCUGGAAAAGAUGUGUCCAUCGUGUAUGAAGAUACACAAGAAGAUGGUAGUGAGCCGCAGUCACGAUGUGGAGAGUGUCAGCACUGUGACACCUGAACGUCUGGCUGCCAGCCGCCCUGCACUGUGUGCUGACCACGGCGACAAACACGCGGAGGCAUUUUGCGCUGAUCAUCACCUUAGUGUCUGUGCAUCGUGUUCCUCCAUCAAACACAGAACAUGUUUAGUUGUGAGAGAUAUCAACGACGAAAUGAAAGCGGCUGAAAAUGCACUUUGUUGUUUGACUGACCAGCUGGUUCAGGCCGAGUACAGUCUGAAGCAAGGUACAGAGCAGCUCACCAUACGUCUUCAGAAGGUGGAGGACAUGGAACAAGAAGACAUGACACAGGUAGACAACACAUGCGACAAACUUCAGAGCAUGGUGGAAAAUUGUCGAAAAGAACUAAAGAAACAGAUACAUGAUUCAAGUUUACAAGUCAAGAAUUCGUUAUUGGAAGUUAAGCAAGAACUCGACAAACGUCUGGUGAAAGUGACGUCACACAGGAAUAUAGUGACGCGAGCUAGAGCAGUGGCGCCACGUGCGGGGCUAAUACACGUGACCCAGGCUCUGACAGACAGGGUCAACAGCCUUGACCUCAGCGCCGAUGUAGAUGAAGGGUCUUGGAGGACUCCACCUGGCAUAAGUGUGAAAUGCUACAAUAGAUUGGAAAGAGCCAUACGGAGUAAACUACAUCAAUUCCAACAACAACAACAACAACAACAACAACAACAACAGACCAAGCCUAAAUUGCAGCUAAAACAGAAGGUUAACAUAUCAUUGACAGCAAACACCCGUGUCGACCUAAGUGAGACGUUGGAUGCACAGCCACCAGUCCUUGUGUUCCACGACAACUGUGGAAGCAACAUUCGUCUGACGAACGGUAACAGGACCGCGGAGAAGAUAAAUCAAUGUGUCUCUGGUAACGGGGUGGUCGUGUCACGUGACACUAUGGUGCCGAACGUCUUGUAUGAAGUCAGAGUGGACGCAGCAUCAGUUAAUCACAAAAAGUUAUCACUGGGAGUGACAAGAACCUCUCCUGCAUAUCUCCUUGGGACAGAGUUGUCUGAAGCCCUUAAUGAUUCUGUUAUCGUCUCCAGCAGUGGAUUGUGCUACCAGGGAGGACGUAUGUUUACCACUCGUGAAGAUCUCAAGAGACUUGAAGUUGGGAGUCGAGUUGGGGUCCUGGUGGACUCAUCAAACGACGUUCACCUCUACGUCAACGGACAGGACCAGGGCGUUAUAGCGAAAUAUGUCACACCGCCCUGCUUUGCUGUAUUUAAUAUCUGGAGUUCAGUAACAAAGGUCACAGCCCUUCCUACAUCUAGAAUUAUAAAAUAAAUAUCAGAGAAGAAAAAGUCUGAGACAGUUAAUGAUGUUCAUGUGUAAGUUACUGUUCAUCUACAGUGAAAAUACAGAUAACCGCUCCACCCCCUUUGUCCAGUUCUCUCACUCAGUAACAAAGUUGUUGACGAUAGUAGCAGCCGACAGAUGUUUUGUACAACAGCGGAAAAGGUGGAAGAGCUACACACAGACAGACUGUGAUGGACUUUCUCAGGAAUAAAGUCUCGAUUUCUGCUGUCCACUAACUAAAAUUAUUACUCACUUGAAAGGGAUAUAGUUAGACUAUGAAACUCUUCUUUAUUUUAUACCAGGUGAAAGAGUGUAGUUUAUAGAAAAUGAUUCGCUGUAAUCACGAACAAUGAUGUACUGUUUAUGUACUGAAUGAUUGAUUUUGUAGGGUGACGGGAUUUCUCUUGGACUUAUUAGUUUUUCAAUAUCGUGUGUUAACAUGUAAAUAGCCUAGUCAAUAUUAUUAAAAUAUGCACAAUUCUUUUUUGUAUUCGUUCAAUAUUUAACUGUGUGUAUCCUCCUCCUGAAAGCAUGCUUACAAAUGUACACUUAUAAUGAAAAAGAACAAUACUGAUCAAUGAUGAAGUAUAAAAGACAUACAUACACAAACACCAAC
Pomacea canaliculata is the source of this 3152-nucleotide messenger RNA. RefSeq names its product E3 ubiquitin-protein ligase TRIM33-like. The record is from RefSeq and is a predicted model, not a curated record. The transcript has 8 exons. Gene Ontology annotation, molecular function: zinc ion binding. Lineage: Eukaryota; Metazoa; Mollusca; Gastropoda; Architaenioglossa; Ampullariidae. The coding region runs from base 824 to 2524 and encodes 566 amino acids.